This is a messenger RNA of Dujonia railenensis, 1404 nucleotides long. Lineage: Eukaryota; Fungi; Ascomycota; Pichiomycetes; Serinales; Debaryomycetaceae. The record is from the annotation of a GenBank genome assembly.
AUGUCUACCGCAAUAGAAGCACCACAAGAUGGGACUAAGAAAAACGAAUUUAAUGAUGGUAGAGUGAGAGCUCCGUACACUUGGGGAGAAUCUUUUAAAGAUUGGUUUAAGCAGGGUGUGUCUUCCAAGUACACAGAUGCAAAAGUUGAAGAAAAAUUGCUUUCUGUCUUGCCCUUUUUCCCUGAGCUGGACGGCACAAGAAUUGGUAAGGUGAUCAACACACCAAUAGGUGAUGGUAAGUAUAUUCACGAAUUCUAUAUUGAGAAUACUGAAAAGCCAGCUAAUAAAGAUGAAACCAUGGAUAUUGUGUUGGUACAUGGGUACGCUGCAUCCUUAGGGCUCUUCAUAGAUAAUUUUGACAGCCUUUCGUCGAUUCCAGGGAUCAAAAUUCAUGCAAUUGAUUUGUUAGGUUUUGGGUUUUCUUCCAGGCCAAAGUUCCCUAAUUUUCCUUCAAACACCAAGGCCGAUAUUUAUAAGGUAGAGGAUUGGUUUAUUGAUUCUAUGGAAGCCUGGAGAAAAAAAAGAAACUUGAACAAGUUUAUACUUUUGGGACACUCGUUUGGUGGCUAUUUGAGUUGUGCUUAUGUUUUAAAGUACAAUAAGAACUUGAUUGACGUAGCAACGGGAAAGAACCUUAACCCAGUGGAAAAGUUGGUCUUAAUCAGUCCUGUUGGAGUUGAAAGAAGUAAAUACUCCCUUUUUAAACAGCCAGGUGCAAGCCUUCCCUCUUCUGACAAUUCAUCCUCUGCUACUAGAGUUGAAGCUGACCCUAUAGCGAGAGAAGCAGAGCUCACAAAGGAAUUUACUGCAAAUCAAGAGGAUAUUGUUCAUCCUGUGAAUUCUAAUUCUUCAAUAAAAACCACGGGAAGUGACUAUGGUGAAGUUGCUGACGAUGAAAUAAAACUGGUGUCAAGGGGCCAGAAACUUUUCCACUAUUUGUGGAAGAAUAACUAUUCACCGUUUGGGAUUGUGAGGAAUAUUGGUCCACUUAAAUCUAAAUUCAUAUCUGGAUGGACGUCUCAUCGUUUCUCACACGUUUAUGUAAAGGAUCCAGAUACAUUUUAUGCUGUCCAUGAUUAUAUUUACCGUAUUUUUAACGGAAAGGGUUCUGGUGAAUAUGCCAUAACAAGAAUCUUGGAUUUGGGUGCUUUGGCUAAACUCCCUUUAAUAGAUAGGUGCCCUGAAAGCUUUUCAAAGAUGAACUUACCUACAUUAUGGAUGUAUGGUGAUAAGGAUUGGAUGAAUGAGAAAGCAGGCUACCAAAUGACUAAAGAUAUUAAUAAAGUGGCCGAAAGGAAGUUAGCAAGCUAUGCAAUUUUACCUAAUGCUGGUCAUCACUUAUACUUGGAUAAUCCUCAAGCAUUCAGCAAGACUAUCUUCAAAUUUUUGAACUUCAAAAAAUAA